Messenger RNA from Catharus ustulatus (Swainson's thrush), 1209 nucleotides. It is a transcript of the gene RFXANK, whose product is annotated as regulatory factor X associated ankyrin containing protein. Gene Ontology annotation, molecular function: protein binding. Bases 428 to 1090 code for a protein of 220 amino acids. NCBI's taxonomy places the organism in Eukaryota, Metazoa, Chordata, Aves, Passeriformes, Turdidae. Gene Ontology annotation, cellular component: nucleus. The record is from RefSeq and is a predicted model, not a curated record. The transcript is spliced from 9 exons. Gene Ontology annotation, biological process: regulation of transcription by RNA polymerase II.
AGGGAUCCCAGGAAUAGGAUGACGAGAAUAAAGGGAAUCUCAGGAAUAAGGAUGGGGAGGGAAGGGGGAGAUCCCAAAAAUUGGGAUGAGGAGAAUAAAGGGGAUUUCAGGAAUAAGGAUGGGGAGGGAAAGGAGGGAUCCCAAGAAUUGGGAUGAGAAGAACAAUGGGGACCCCAGGAACAGGAACAGGGAUGGGGAGGGCAAAGGCGACCCCAAACCCCACUGCAGUUUUGGGGGGUCACAAACCCCACAUUUCCCUGUUUCCCCCUGUUCCCUGCAGUCAGAGGUGUUGGAGAUCCCCCCUGGAGCACAGGACACCCCCAGAACUGGGUGAAAAAAGAGGAAAAAGAGUGAAAAAGCAGCAGAGGAGCUGGCGGCCACGGGGGACAGUGGGGUCCCCUCAACGUGUCCCCAACAGCAGCGGGACAUGGAGAGCGGGGAUGGUGGAGCCGAGGCCCUGCGGAAUUCCGCGGAUCCGCAGAGCAGCAGCGAGCCCCUGGAUGGUUUUCCCCUGAAGCAUUCCAACACCCUGACCAACAGGCAGCGAGGCAAUGAGGUGUCAGCACUGCCAGCCACCCUGGACACCCUGUCCAUCCACCAGCUGGCUGCCCAGGGCGAGCUCAUCCAGCUGAAGGAGCACCUGAGGAAAGGUGAGAAUUUGGUGAACAAACCUGAUGAGAGAGGCUUCACCCCCCUGAUCUGGGCUGCAGCUUUCGGGGAGAUCGAGACCGUCCGGCACCUCCUGGAGUGGGGCGCCGAUCCCCACGCGCUGGCCAAGGAGAGGGAGAGCGCGCUGGCCCUGGCCAGCAUGGGUGGCUACACCGACAUUGUCACCAUGCUGCUGGACAGGGACGUGGACAUCAACACCUACGACUGGAAUGGGGGCACCCCCUUGCUCUACGCCGUGCGCGGGAACCACGUCAAGUGUGUGGAGGCCCUGCUGGCUGGCGGCGCUGACCUGACGGAGGAGGCGGAUUCGGGGUACACCCCCAUGGACCUGGCCGUGGCCUUGGGGCACAAGAAAGUCCAACAGGUGAUCGAGAACCACAUCCUGAAGCUGUUCCAGAACAAAAAGAAGAAAAAGAAAUGAAGGAGCAGGUGUGGAGAAAUCCAGGAAUUUCCUAAAAUCCAGGGACCUCAAUUCCAGCCCUGGCUGGGCUCUGCUGCUUCGUGUUUUCUGUUGGAAUUAAACUCUUAAUUGCAAUUAAA